UAGUAAGGAAAGAGAGAGAAAAAAAUAAAGGAUACUAAAUUAUGGAGAAGAGGACCAUAAACUUGACCCUCGGGGCAGACGGUUUUUCAGCGGCAACCAUCUAAAAUCAUGCCGACUUUCCUCAUAGUUAGUCUUUCCUCGCCCAUCUUUUUAAGAACUGUUUCUAUUUUCUUGUGUCUAUUACUUAACGAAGUUUUGGAUGUAUACGUUGGGACACAGAAGAUUUGUUUAACUAUAACACUGUACUGUGAACUCUUUCAUCGCUGCGCUGCGGAAAAUCAAGCCUGGAAUGGCACUAGUGAGUAACGAAAGGUUUAAUUUUGAGUAUUGGAAACUGUUGCUGACGCGGUAAGCAAAAAAGGGAGCUCCCAGACCACAGACCAUCGCCGUGAAUGGAGGGCGAGGGUGAGCCGCCGAGGAGACCAGAGUACUGAAGGCGAAUGGACGCUGGGCACUAAGUGCGGGGCGAGGAUGAUGCUCAGGUCGGUGCCAUGGUGGGUGCGGGCGUGUCACCUUACCACCAGGAGCAUCAUGUUCACGCUGACGGCGGCACUGCUGUGUGGUGUGCUGCUCAUGGAUGGCGCGCGAUCUCCAGAAAAGCCGCCCUGGUUGGAGUUCAACACCUGCUCGCCGAGGAACAACAUCGCCUUUCUCAAAACCCACAAGUGUGCGUCCUCCGCCAUUCAGAACAUUCUCUUCCGUUAUGGCGACAAACACAACCUGCACUUCGCAUUGCCAGAGAAAGGGAACUACUUUGGCGGCGGAAAACACUCCUUUGAGUCUGCCAUGGUCAGGUCCUCGCCCUUCAACAAGCUAACGCCCAACAUCUUCGCAGUCCACUCCAUUUGGAACUACAAGGAGGUGAAGAAAACGAUGCCUGAAGACACUUUAUUCUUCACCAUCGUUAGGGAACCCACGUCUCUCUUCCAGUCCCUUUUCGAUUUUACCAUGAGAGAGGAGGUGCUGGGGCUGACGCUGGACCAGUACGUGCGGCAGGUGGGCUUCACACAAGACAGAGGAUUCGGCUACCUGGGCUACAACCAGAUGUCCUGGGACUUUGGGAUGUCGCUGCAGGAUAUGGGCAACCUCACUGCCGCCCAUGAACUUGUGCGGCGCGCAGACGCGCAGUUCGGGCUGGUGCUGGUAGCGGAGCGAAUGGACGAGUCUCUGGUGCUGCUGGCCAAGUACCUGUGCUGGGAACUGCGCGACGUGCUGGUGCUGCAAAUCAACUCCCUCAGGGACAAGUUCAAGUCUUCCAUCAGUGAGGAGUCGCGGCAGGCACUGCUGCAGAGGCUCGCCCCGGACUACCUGCUGUACAACCACUUCCUGGAGAGGUUCGACCAGCAGGUGGAGGCGUUCGGGAGACGCAGGAUGGCGGCGGAGGUGGCCAGGCUGCGGGAGCUGAUGGCACUGCUCGUCACCACGUGUAACUUCGUCAGGAAGGAAGCCUCGGAUCUCACUGGGAGGCAGAAGCCGUGGUCCCCUAAGGUGGAUGGCUUCGUGGCGGCCCGAGGUGGAGAGGAGUGUCAGCCGUUCACCAUAUCAAACCCAAUUUUCCUUGACCUUCUGAAGGAGAAGCAACGCAGGGAACUCCUCAAUGGGACACAGCAGGCACCGAGUAGAUGAUCCACGUAUCAUAGUUAUAUAACAUUAUAAGAAGGGAUGAACGGGAAAUACACAAAUAAACUUAUCCAACU
Molecule: messenger RNA, 1697 nt
Organism: Portunus trituberculatus (swimming crab)
Lineage: Eukaryota; Metazoa; Arthropoda; Malacostraca; Decapoda; Portunidae
Product: galactose-3-O-sulfotransferase 4-like
Exons: 9
Coding region: 472-1626 (384 amino acids)
Biological process (GO): glycolipid biosynthetic process
Cellular component (GO): membrane
Molecular function (GO): galactosylceramide sulfotransferase activity
Source: RefSeq, a predicted model, not a curated record